Molecule: messenger RNA, 3008 nt
Organism: Malania oleifera
Lineage: Eukaryota; Viridiplantae; Streptophyta; Magnoliopsida; Santalales; Ximeniaceae
Exons: 2
Coding region: 946-1506 (186 amino acids)
Source: RefSeq, a predicted model, not a curated record
GACCAGCUAUGUCAGUUGUUGAUUUCUCUGGGAUAGCGAUUUGGGAGCGAAGGGAUAGUUUCUACGGGGGAGGGAAUGGAGAUAAGGGAGAAAUGGCUGGGCAUCCCUACUGCUUCUCCGUGAAUUCGCCCGUCUUUUCUUGUUCCGGUGAGCGGAUUCGGUUUUCUCUGUGAUCCGAGUGGCGAAAUUUGUACUUUCCGACGGAAAGUUUCGUUUUUUCUGGGGAUUUGAGAUACUGUGUCGCCGUUGAAGUUUCGGUUUUUUCUGGCAAGAUUACUAGCUUUGUUCUUUUAUCUUGAAAAUUGGGCGAUUUUGUGGUGAACAGAGUACAGUUGAGGAUUGGUCUUGGGGAUUUGGAGCGUUUGGUAUGUCGGUGAAGCUUUUGAUGCUCUGAUUUGUGUGAACAUUUUAGUUUAUUUAAGGAUGUAUUGAUUUUUGCCUUUUUUUGGAGUUGUGUCGAGUGCUAGUUAUCUCUCUUUCAUUAUUCUCUUGCGGGUUUCCAUUUCUGGAAAGCUUGCUGGAAAUCGUUGAGAAAGAAUGGGUCAUUAUUUGCAGGGAGUAGGCAAUUUUGUUGUAUUCUUUCACGUCUCUUGAGGAGGAUGUGUUGAUGGAGGAUGGAUGAUUGGGAUGUUAUAUGAAGAAAUUUUUAAUUUUAAGUUGCUGCUGUAGCUUUUCUAACUCAUUAUUUGUAUUAAUGGGUUUGUUCAAUUAAAUUCAUUUCUUUCCUGAUUUGAUCUUUUUAAUUUAAUGACUGAAUCAAUUUCUAAUCUAGUGGUUACUGCAGCAGGCAGGAACCACUUGCAAUCUCUUCCUGUUAUCAGCUUCCAAUUCUUUUGCUCCAAAUAAUCUCUGGCUUUUUCUCUCAUUUUUCCUCAAAUCUUUUCCAUCAGAGAAGUGAUCACUCAUAUAUCCAGUUUUGCUUUCUAACGCUUUUCGGUCCCCCAAAUGGCCGUCUCUUUCACCCGCCUUUCGUGGUGGUGGUGGAGUGCUGGAAAAGAUAAAGAGCCCGUUCCGAAUGGCUCUUCGCUGAACUCCUCUUCUCCUGAUUGGGGUUUUGGAUUGAGGGAACCUGAAACUCUGAAGUUUCCUCCGGUGAAGGGACCGAGGAUUGCCUCUUCACCGAGAAAGGUGAAGCGGAAAUGGCAGAGCAGGGAAGAGCGCCGGAGAAUUGACAGGGAAUAUGAUGUUGUGUUGGUGCCAUCUGAUGGCGUUUGUUUAUCUGGUUCUGAUUCGGAGGAUUCGGACUGGUCGAUUGGGUGGUUGGAGCCACAUGCCCCUGAUUUCCAGAAAGAUGACGAAGAGGAAGAUAAUUUUGCUGUGCUGGUUCCUUGCUAUAGGCAUGACGGUGAGGAACCGAUGGAGGAUCCCAGUAACCAUCUUUUGAGUGCUAUCAAGAAUCUCACUGAUGACUACCCUGGUGAGAACAAUGCCUGCCAGUAUGGUUUCAAUUUUUCAUUAGGAGUGGUGCUGUUCUAUUGCUUUAUUGAUUCUAUGCUGGUAUUAUGAUCUUUUCUACAUAAUUCUUAAUAUUGUGAUCCACCUAUUUCUUGCGGUAUGUCCUACAUGAUUUUGUUGUGCCCAUGUUUUAACUUCCCUAUACCAAUAUUCAAACUGCAUAUAUUAGUUGUUUAAGUUGUUUCUAGGCACCCUUUGAGAUUUAAUCAGUUUUACAUUUGAAAUGCAGAUGAACUUUUAUAACGUUGCCUUCAGACCUUAAAAUUCUCAUUCCUUUUGGCUACUACUUUUCAGUAAAUUAUUUUCCCUUUUUAGCAUGGAAAGUUAUGGCUAAUAAUCUUUUGUUCAGUGAUGAGAUUUCAACCUGGAGAGUUUUAUAUCAUAUUUUGCAUGAUCAGUCACCAUCGUGAUUGUUGUAAUUUAUGUUCUCGCAUGGUGUAUAUGGCUGUUAUCAUAUUACUAUCUCCUUACAGAGCUAUCAAUUAGUGUUUUUGAAGAAGAAUGAAUAUGAAUGGAACAAUGUCCAAAUUAUCAUCCUAUAUUCACUUGUCAACUGCAAUUGCAUGAAAGUAUAACUUCUGUGGCUUCUUAGAUCCUCAUCUGGAAGUAUAAUUGGUGUAAAGGAUGUCAAGUGAACAAGUGUAGAAAGUGCUUUUUUUCUGUUGACAGAUUAGGAGGCCGGGAAGAAAAUCCCCAUUCCUUCAUAAAAUUUGGAGAAGUGACCAUGUCAGUAACAUGACAAAAUGCAGACAAACAGAAAAGGCAGGGUGAUUGUUGAGUAUAACUUUUUGUAAGAAUGCCCUGGUAUUUGCUGGAGAGAAUACCCAGGGCUUCCCGUGGGUUUGGGGCCAGUCUUUUGAGAAACUAAUUGUAAUGAUGACUUAGCAUACAUUGUAAGAUUUGAGUUUUGGAACUUCAUCAGUUAAAGUGUCAAUGGUGUUAAAGUGUCUAUGAAUCCAACUUAUAUUCAAAGCAGAGGAUUAUACUUCUAUGAUCUUUUUAACCUGGAGGUCCUCCACAGUGAGACACUUCAAAGAGCUCCACACCUCAUUGGUGUGCACCAAGUUCCUCUCUGGAGACUGUUCUUUUUGUUCACCCACUGUGUUGAUGUGGGAUUUAAAAGUCUUGAAUUUCGUGAGGAAAUUGCCCAUGAUCGUGGAAAUUGGCAGAGAAGGAUUUAUAUAGCUAACCCCACAUAGUAGGAUUAGGUUUGGUUGUUGUUGUUGUACCUUGUUGAUGUGGCCAUGGAACUCUACAGCAACGAGUCUUAAGUCUCACUAUUUAUGGUCGAUUACAUGAAUCAUUUUCCGCCAAUUCACACAGUCAAGGAUAUUUUCCUUAGCUUAAGUUAUCAUAUCCUUCCUCAUUAUCUUGUCCAUGGAGCUCUGAAACACUUAAUUCAUCUCAUUCAUUUGACACUGAAAGCUUUUUUGUUUGUUUUUGUUUCUUGUGUUUUUGUACCUUUUUUUUUUUGGGCACGUGUAGUUUUGUUAUUCCAGUUUUCCUAACUCCCAUGCAAAAUGGGUAUAUUCUACUUAAUACGUACUUAUAAA